GCCGGCCCUACAAAGGCGGCGGUCCCCAGCCCUUUCCUCCUCCUCCUCCUCCUCUUCUUCCUCUUCCCCCGGCCCCCGUCCCGCUGCCGGUGUCUCCAUGGCCCCGCUCCGGGCGCUCCGCUUCUGCGCCGCCCUGGCCCUGGCGCUGCUCCCCGCGGCCGUGCGGGGCGAGGAGGAGGCGGCGGGAGAUUGCCACCAGUUCACAAACAGGAGCUGUGAGGAGUGCCUGAAGAAUGUCACCUGCCUGUGGUGUGCCAGCAGCAAGCAGUGCGUGCCCUACCCUGUGCGGCGGAUCCUGCCACCGGCCGACCUGUGCGAGCUCCGCUCUGCGCGCUGGGGAGUCUGCUGGGUGAACUUUGAAGCCCUGAUCAUUGCGAUGUCUGUGGUGGGAGGAAUGAUCCUUAUCAUGCUGGCUGUCUGCUGCUGCUGCUGUUGCAAGAAAAAGAGCAAAAAGCCAGACAAGGAGGACGAGCGAGCGGCCCGGGAGCGGGAGCGGAGACGGGUGCGCCAGGAGGAGAGGAGAGCAGAGAUGAAAUCGCGGCACGACGAAAUCCGAAGGAAAUACGGGCUGUUCAAGGAGGAGAACCCCUACGCCAAGUUCGACAACUAGCCCCCAGCCCCUGCGGCACCGCGUCCUCACCGAGCCACGGGACACGGGACGGGGACACCCCCGGCCAGGAGGAGAGCACCACGGCACUGGCACCGGGGCUGUGCUGUGCUGGGUGCCAGCGCUCCCUGGGCUCCGGGCUCCGCUCUUGGCCUCGCCUGCCCCGCGGUGAGGGCCGGAGCCUCCCGGUGGAAGCCCCCCCGGUCCCUGGGGGGCUGGGGCGGGCCGGUCCCGGGGCUGUCCGUGGGCUCUGCCUUUUUCUUGUGCCUUUCGGGGCCUCUCCCGGCAGCGCCGGGGGGGGCGGCUGCGAGCCGAGCAGCGCAUUAAAACCUCCGCUCACCGCGC
Anas platyrhynchos (mallard) is the source of this 952-nucleotide messenger RNA. It is a transcript of the gene PTTG1IP, whose product is annotated as PTTG1 interacting protein. NCBI's taxonomy places the organism in Eukaryota, Metazoa, Chordata, Aves, Anseriformes, Anatidae. The record is from RefSeq and is a predicted model, not a curated record. Gene Ontology annotation, cellular component: cytoplasm; nucleus. Gene Ontology annotation, biological process: protein import into nucleus.